Messenger RNA from Notodromas monacha, 1704 nucleotides. The record is from the annotation of a GenBank genome assembly. Lineage: Eukaryota; Metazoa; Arthropoda; Ostracoda; Podocopida; Cyprididae.
CCCUACGAAUUCUGCUAGCAUAGUUUGAAAUUUGGCGAAAAGAUUGUAUUCCAGGAGUUUAAAUUAUGUUCCACUUAAAUCUGUAAACUCGGGCCAGGUGUCCCGUGAUCGACGCUCUGUGUCUUAUGAAAUAAAAAAUUAUCUAUUUCUUUAGAACUUAUGGCUGCCUAGAAUGAUUUGUCUCAUGUACCAUUUUACCUGGAUUAAAGAAUCUAUAUUUUGCUAUUGAAAAGAAUGAAGGGCCAGAUAAAACAAAUAUUCCACAAAAUGUGCGUCAUAGAAAAUCUGAAGGAAUCAAAACACGGAUUCGAAAAAUCAUCUAGUUUUUCUGAUGGACGUAGAAAUGUAGAGCCAUAAAAUUGAGGAUAAUCAAAAAAGGGAAACUUCAAGUUAUCCUAUAGCUCUCAAUACAAGAGCCUACUUUUCAAAGGGGAUCCCUGUUGAAAAUGAGUCCGCUCUUUUCAUUCCUCCCGCUGUGUGAGAUUUCAAUAUUCGUCUUGCUGAAGGAGGUUCAUGUAAUUUUAGCGACCGGACGAUGGAGAGCGGAUGAUUUUUAAAUUCGUGUGCUUCAUGUUUUUGCUAAUGCUGAAAUAAAUUUGCGAUCGUCAGGACGAAAAUGGAAUAGGUCGUGAUCGGAAAGCACUGACGAGAAUGUCGUCGAGGAACUUAUUUCUCAUCGCGUGCCAAAGCGUGAAAAGAAGUCUCUGGCGAACCACCAUCAGAAGGAGUAUCGAGCGAAACUUCUCGGCCGGUUUCGUGAAAAAUGAAAAUUUCCCGACGCUAGUUCAUCAGAAUUAUACCCGUCUCACUUUCUCAACUUCCGGAGUCGAUUGGAAAGCAAAAGACCGGGGGAAGGAGAAGAAACAUAAGCAUCACUUGGCAAUCGACGAAGAGGAAAUCGGCCAAGUUAUUGAAGUCGAAAAGUACAAGGAGAAACUUGAAAAAGCGCUCAUGGGCCUCAAGAAGCUCUACGCUGAGCAAGUGUCAUUACGCACUGCGACAGGUUCCCUGAAUUCGUUGAAAGUGAAGUUGGAGGGCGACACGUUCCCAUUGAUGGAAAUUGCGCAAAUUGCGUACAAGACUCCUCAAUUGAUCGUCAUCAAUUGUGCAGCUUUUCCCCAAGCAACGAAGGAUGUGAUGCAAGCUCUCGAAGCUUCAGGAAUGAAUUUAAAUCCCCAACAAGACGGUACUACUAUUUAUGUCCCCGUGCCAAAAGUGACGAAGGAACAUCGUGAUCAGUUGGCGAAGAAUGCGAAGCUAUUCUUCAACAAAUGCAAGGAAAAUAUUCGAGAUUUGCGAAACAAGUAUGUGGCUGAUGUCAAGAAAAUGGACAAGUCAUUUUCUGUAGAUGUUUUGUUCUCUGUUGAACAGCAGGUUCAUGCCAUGAGUGAGAAUUACGUCCACGCGGCCGAAGAGAUCAUGAAAGCGAAGCAAGCCGAAUUGUUAAAUGUGAAAUGAUUUCGCAGUCCGCGGAAUUAGUUCUGCUCAGGAUGCUGUCAAAAUCUAUGGAAUGUUUUCUACGCCAUUUUCGUGCACGGAACGCUUUCACUGCGCUGGAAUGUCGAUAUAAAAAAACUCUCACGUGCGACAUCUGUUUAUUUCUUCAUCAUUCCUAACUCGAGUCGGCGACACUUUGCUCGUGAGAUGUCGUCUGCAUGCAUUGCGUAAAGAUGUACUGUAUUUAAAAAAAAGUACUCGCAUUAA